GGUGCAGCCGCCGGUGCUGGGCGAGGUCGGAGAAAGUCCAUGUGAGGAGGGAGCCAGCGGAAAUCACUUCCUGCUGCCGCCGCCGCCGCCGCCGCAGCGGCCGGGACCGACUCGCUGGGGAGUGAAGGGGAGAACGGAGGAAGGAAAGGACCAGUCUAGGGGUGGGGGGACGCGGCUGCCACUGCAGGCCACGGUGAAGCCCCUGGCCCCGGAGUCCCCGAGCUGGCGUCAGGGGUGCGUAAAGCUGCCUGCAGAUGUGCCCUUCUUUGGAACCAGCUGUGUUGAAUGUCUAAGGUGUCCUGGCUCCUUGCCCAGUCAUGUCCCAGAUGUUGCACAUAGAGAUCCCCAAUUUUGGGAACACUGUCCUGGGCUGCCUGAAUGAACAGCGUCUGCUGGGGCUCUACUGUGAUGUCUCCAUAGUCGUCAAGGGGCAAGCCUUCAAGGCUCACCGUGCGGUCCUGGCGGCCAGCAGCCUCUACUUCCGGGACUUGUUCAGUGGGAACAGCAAGAGCGCCUUUGAGCUGCCGGGCACAGUGCCCCCUGCCUGCUUCCAGCAGAUCCUCUCCUUCUGCUACACUGGGAAGCUCAGGAUGGCGGCAAGUGAGCAGCUCGUGGUGAUGUACACGGCCGGCUUCCUGCAGAUCCAGCACAUUGUGGAGCGGGGCACAGACUUGAUGUUCAAGGUGAGCUCGCCCCACUGUGACUCACAGACCGCCAUGAUCGAGGACACCAGCUCGGAGCCCCAGAGCCCCUGCAACCAGCUGCAGCCAGGCCCUGCACCCUAUGUCAUGUCCCCCUCUGUGCCCAUCCCGCUUCUCACCCGUGUGAAGCAUGAGAACCUGGAGCUCCAGCCGGCGGCAGGCCCAGGCCUGGCUGCCAAGCGGCCCCUGGAAGUUGGGGCCCGGGAUGGAUCGGGGGGCGGCGGGGCGGCAGUGGGCGGGGCGGCACCUCUGAAGCUGUCUCGAGUCUCGUACUAUGGGAUGCCCAGCCUGGCCACUCUCAUCCCCAACAUCCAGCAGGUACAGUACUCCCAGGGUGAGAGGACCAGCCCCGGGGCCAGCAGCCUCCCCACCACUGACAGCCCCACCUCCUACCACAAUGAAGAGGAUGAGGAGGACGACGAGGCCUAUGACACAAUGGUAGAGGAGCAGUACGGCCAGAUGUAUAUCAAGUCCACAGGCAGCUACUCAGUGCAAGAGAAACCAGAGCAGAUUCCUCUGGAGAGCCGCUCUUGUGUCCUGAUCCGAAGAGACCUGGUAGCCCUUCCCGCAAGCCUCAUUAGCCAAAUUGGCUACCGCUGCCACUCUAAGCUCUACUCAGAGGGUGACCCUGGCGAGAAGCUGGAGCUUGUUGCAGGCUCUGGAGUCUACAUCACACGGGGUCAGCUGAUGAACUGUCACCUCUGUGCCGGUGUGAAACACAAAGUCUUACUGAGACGGCUUCUUGCUACUUUCUUUGAUCGGAAUACACUAGCCAAUAGUUGUGGGACUGGAAUCCGCUCUUCUACUAGUGAUCCCAGCCGGAAACCUUUGGACAGCAGAGUUCUUAAUGCCGUGAAAUUAUAUUGUCAGAAUUUUGCCCCAAGCUUUAAGGAGAGUGAGAUGAAUGUCAUAGCUGCAGACAUGUGCACCAAUGCUCGUCGAGUUCGCAAACGGUGGCUACCCAAGAUCAAGUCCAUGCUGCCUGAGGGGAUGGAGAUGUACCGAACCGUCAUGGGCUCCACCGCUGCCGGCGUCCCCCUGGAGCCUGAGUUCCAGGCCACCACAGCCCAGGUAUUUGAGCAGAGAAUCUACGCAGAGCGGCGGAAUGAUGCCGCCACCAUUGUGGCUCUGAGAACUAACACGGUCAAUGUAGACCUGAGCAGUGCUUCCAACCCACCAUUCGAGCCAAGUGAAGAGGCAGAUGGGGCCGGUUCAGUCAUUCAGGAGGUGGCUGGGCCAGAGCCCCUAUCCUCGGAUAGCCAAAGCACUCCCCAAUCUUUCGAACAAGGUCCUGCCAGCACCAGCAGGCCGGAGACACCGGUGAGAAGACAAGAUGGUACUUAUGGAGGGACUUUGUAAAGAUACCUAAAGAGAAGAAAAAAAAUUGUGACUUAUAAGGGAUCUAAAUACUAAAGCUGCUUGCAUGCAUACUAAUACAAAAAAAAUGUGAUCAAGCCACUUACCUACUGAACUGCUACUGUUGCCUGAAAAAAAUGUGAUUUUUAUUCUGCUUGUAUUUAAAAUUUAUGAAGGAAAUAAUCGCAUUCGUUAUACUGUAAAUGAUUAGGUCAGUGACGGCCUAUUUAAGAGAGUUCCUGGGCAAUUUUUUUUUUUAAUACUCCUGAGGUUAGACUCUAAACUUGUAGCUUUUUUUCUCCCCUUCCUUACAAGGGGAUGGGGUGAAGGAGGACUGAGACAUCCCCUCCCAUUGUUUCUGCACCCAGGUCCUUUCCACCCCUUUUCUUCCCAGCGCAGAACUAAAGCCAUUGUUAAUUCCUCCUUACUCUACAGAAGGUUGUGCCAUCACUCAGGAGGAGAAAGUUUUUGGAUGGUCAGAGAAUGUCUGGCAGCUCAAGGACCCACAGGACUUGGCAGGUGAUUUGACUGGAGACUCUUCACUUAACACUCCAUUCCUAACUUGUAGUGGUCCUCACCUUGAGGGUCUUUACGUGUAUCAGGGGUAUGGAGGUUGGGGAUGGGCAGGCUGAGCUGAGGCAGAGAGCUUUCCCCAGGAAGUCUCCCCGAACUUUUUUCCCCUGUGUUCUCCCCCCACCCCAACUGAGACUCUUUUCAGUGUCAGGAUUAGCCAUGGUUCCAUAUUUGUGUUUCUCAUGUAUGUGCUUUGGGGGUCACAGCAGCAGGGUAUGGGGGAGGUAGGGGUAUUAUUGGUAUGGGAGUGUUAGGAGAUGUUGGUUGGCACUGAUUGGUGUAUGUGAAUAUGUGAAGACAUCCCAUUGUCCUUACUCCUCCCCUCUCCUCCCUUCCCAAUCAGAUCCCUAUUUCUCUUCCUACUAAAUGAGGUACCACUCAAUAUAGCCCUCAGUGAAUAGUCCUCUGAGUUCGCUUUAACUCCUUCCCCCACCCCAAACUGUGCAUUCUUUUAUCUCUUCCACAUCGCUCAUGUGAAACCCCGUUUUCAUGAAUCUGAGGGGCCGCUUGCCCGGUAGUGGUCACCCUGGAGGAGUUGGGGGGAGCCAUGAUGAGUCAGCUGGGUGGUAGAGGUAUGGUUACAGGCUUGGCCCUUCUUAGGGUUCACUUGGAGCUCCCAUGAUCUCUUCAAGAGUGAGUUUAAUGUGAGGGGAUGAACUCCAGAGGACCUCCCUCUCCCUCCUGUAGUAAGUAAGAGCAGGGGUGAAAGGGAUUGUCCAUCUCUUGGCCUUCCUUUUUAUGUGGAAUUGUUUUGUGACUAUCCUGGAACCCUUUGAAUUUUGUAUGACCUUAUGUUCUUUGAUUGAAAGGAAAACUUCAUUUCCCAAUUUCUUUGUCUUCCUUCCCCUAUACCCCAAAUAGACCAAAUUUUUGGGAAUGAGGCAUAGAUGUGUCUGCUUUUUUUUUCAUGAAAUAUGGCCAUGGCCCCAUUUAGGAGACGUGACAACUCGGCUUUGACAGGCAGAGAGCUUUUUCCAAACUAUCAAUUGUUGGUGAAAGCCGGACCACAUGGCAUUCCAUGACCUCUGCUGCAGGAGGAAGAGGCCAGACCUGGAGGCAGGGGCCAGGGUUGGGGAAAGUCAGGGUCAGGUUUAGGUGAAGGAAAAUGUGUCUCUGCCAUUUUCCUUGUCCAAUGAUGAAUCCUUGUCUCCAUUUCCAUUUGGAGAGGGUUUUCCAUUGCUGGCACUCUCAGUAGAGAGCAGAUGGCUUGCCCCUCCUGGGAAUGUUUAGCCAAGGAGCAGGGUUAUCCUUUGCCUGUGUAGACCCCCUAGGUUAAAGGGGGUUCUGGAAUGUGUGUAGGUGCUUGUGCAAGUAGUGACAGUGAAUUGGGGCUUGUGCUCAGUGGAGAGAUCCAUGAGUCUUAGUGGGUAGGGGAGAACAAAAUCCCCACUCCCCACCCCAUGAUUUCUUCUUGGCACCAUUUCUUUUUUCUUACCCCCUUCCCACCACCACCAUGGACAGUGGAUCCUGAAAAGAUUGGUUUUUGACUGAAUUCAGUGCUCAAUAUGUGCCAGUAGUUCCUCUCCAUCGUAAUCUCUGCUUUCAGGCCACAUGGCUGUCUAGGUGUAGGUUUAUGUCCAGCUGUGUGGGAUUCAGAAAUGGGGAAAGGGUCAUGAGCAGAAGCUGGAUUGGUCAUACUGUCUACCUGUGUUGUAGACAAUGUGGAGUCCAUGGUGUUUGUAGAGAAGAAAUACCAGGCAGUUUCACUGGUAUGAAACUGGUGCUUAGUACUGUAGCAUUGGGGGGAUGCUUUUAGAGUUUAAGAUGAGAGUGGGGGGUGGUCAGAAUGUUGUGAAAGGGCAAUGCAAGAAGUGGUUAUUUUUGUUUUUGUUUUAAAUUUUCUGAGAUUGAAAUAUGCUCACUUUGCAAUUUAAUUUUUUUUAAAAGCAAAGGAAAAAAAAAACCAGUGCAACAUCUACACAAAUGGUCACUGGUCAGAGUGACUUCUUCCUUUGUGGAUCACAGUGCUUUGGGUUUUUUGAGGGGGGCAUUCCCCUACUCCCCACCCCAGUGAAAGGGGGCUCCAGAAGGCAGCUCUCCCAUCUUGGGUCAUUGUUUAUUUAGCCAGAUACUUGAAACUAUUUGUAUAUUUCAUAUAAAUGCUUCCUUGCUUCCUUCCUGCCUGCCCUAAAACUCCCUUCCCUACUUGAUACCCCUCUGUAUUUAAACAAAAACAACACACACACACACACACACACACACACACACACACACACACACACACACACACACACACGUUUGUAGUUCAGCUCCCAUCCUAGGCAGUUAUACAUUUCCAUUCCCAGAGUCUCUGCAGUGGAUUCUGUCAGGGGUUUUGUGGGGAAGAGGGAGUUUUGACAAAUGACACCUUGGUCAUCCAGGGGUCUUUGUUAAACCCCACCCCCUCAGGUCUAAUGCAUCAGUUUCCCUGAUAUUCCCAUUGAAGCUGAAGUCUCCUUUGCAGAUUCCACUACCCCACCAAAAAUGAACGAAGAUUCGUACCCCUAGAAGAGAGGGCCUUUUCAGCACAAGAAGUUACUUUAUCCUAGCAUUGCCAUAAAAACAUAUGAUGACUUUUAAACAGGAUUCACAUUUUCCUUUGAAGCCCUUGAACAUUAUUUCCACUCCCCACUUUGCAUGGUGGAGGUCAUGAAACCAGCUUAAAUCACUCUCAACAGAGCUGGCAUCCUCACUUUUGCCUAUGUUCUGUCUGAAGUCUCCUAUGCCCCACCCUCCCUUGAAUGUCCACUGGUCUGGACCUUUAUUCUUGCCCAUCAUCAAUGGAGCCGUAGGGGAUAGGAAGUCAUACAGGGGUCCAUAAGGGGUGCCAAGACAUCGCCCUUCAGUUCCAGUGCCUGUACUCAUAAUAGACUUCAGCUCACCAUCUUCACAUCAUUAGCCCUGCCUGCCAUAUUAGGAACUCAGGCUAUCAUUCUCCUUCCGUGUCCCAGCCUUUGAGUGAGUGUAUACAUUUUUGGAAAGAGUCUUAGAGGACUCCCCCAGACAUGGACAAAGUAUGGCUCAGCCAUAAUUUAGUCUUGCAUAAGCUGAGGAGGCAGAAUCCCUAUUGUUGUACAUGUGUGGGGAAUACAUGGUUAUUGUGGCCAGAUUUUUUGAGGCUAUUGAAGGGAAUCUGAAACUUUGAGGGUGGAGAGAGUCAAAGUCUUAGGAGAUGUGAAGUGUUCAAUGUUGGAUUGAUGUCUCAGAGAAAGAAUGGUAAAAUUAAAAUUUCAGUCCUUUCUUCUCGGUUGGGCUGGCAUGUAUUUUGAGGUCAGAGGAAAUGAGUUAGUCUAGCUUCUCUGCCUCUAGGGUGGGAGUCCAAGGAGCAUCUCCUGUCUGCAGUGUCCCUUGUGUAUUAAAACUAUCCAGUCUUCCUUUCAUUUUUUGAGUAAGUUGAGGAUUUUUCACUUCAUUCCCUGCCACAAUGGCACUUUUAAUUUGAGCUUUGCUUGAGAAACAUUCAGAACUGAGAGAUGUGAUAUCAUUGUUGAAUGAAAAAGGCUCUAUCCAUCAAGAAAUUGCCACAACAAAAAUCCAAUAUGGCAGUCACAGUCAAGAGACCCAAGUAUGGAUAAGCUGUGUAGUUAUGAAUAGUGGCUGAAUUGAGCAGAAUAGGUGAAAGACAUAGUGGUUAUAUCAGGCAAGAUUGUAGGUUGCACAGAUAAAAUUUGUCUAUUUUUUUAUAUCUAGCACAACUUCCUAGUUUUUCUUUUGUUUUUUCAUUUUUCUUUUCCUUUUUUUCC
Phascolarctos cinereus (koala) is the source of this 6352-nucleotide messenger RNA. RefSeq names its product NACC family member 2 (gene NACC2). Gene Ontology annotation, molecular function: DNA-binding transcription factor activity, RNA polymerase II-specific; RNA polymerase II cis-regulatory region sequence-specific DNA binding; protein binding. The record is from RefSeq and is a predicted model, not a curated record. Gene Ontology annotation, biological process: regulation of transcription by RNA polymerase II. NCBI's taxonomy places the organism in Eukaryota, Metazoa, Chordata, Mammalia, Diprotodontia, Phascolarctidae.